Messenger RNA from Erythranthe guttata (spotted monkey flower), 2790 nucleotides. Its product is annotated as cullin-1. Gene Ontology annotation, molecular function: ubiquitin protein ligase binding. NCBI's taxonomy places the organism in Eukaryota, Viridiplantae, Streptophyta, Magnoliopsida, Lamiales, Phrymaceae. The record is from RefSeq and is a predicted model, not a curated record. Gene Ontology annotation, cellular component: cullin-RING ubiquitin ligase complex. Gene Ontology annotation, biological process: ubiquitin-dependent protein catabolic process.
AUAGAAACUAGAGUGGGGGAUUUGUAAAUACAAGAAGAACCUUAGAACGAAGAAGAAAAAUAGCGUAGGAGGAGCAAAGAAAAUAAAGACGAGAGAGAUUUCACAUCUCACCCAUUUCUCUCUCCUCUUCAGUUUACUCUAGGGUUGGUGUUGAAUUUUUAGUUUUUCGGAUGAUUGAUUGGAACACAUGAGCUGGGGGGCAGAUUCUGAAUUGUGAUUUAAGUCGCUGGUCUGGUUCGAUUUUGGAUUGGUAUUAAAGAUGACGAUGAAUCAGCGGAACACCAUUGAUUUAGAGCAAGGAUGGGACUUCAUGCAGAAAGGGAUUUUGAAACUGAAAAAUAUUCUAGAAGGGCUACCUGAGCCACAAUUCAGUUCAGAGGACUACAUGAUGCUCUAUACGACAAUAUAUAACAUGUGUACCCAAAAGCCCCCUCACGAUUAUUCUCAGCAAUUGUAUGAUAAGUACCGAGAGUCUUUCGAAGAGUACAUUACAUCAACGGUGCUGCCUUCUUUGAGAGAAAAGCAUGACGAGUUCAUGUUGAGGGAGCUCGUGAAAAGGUGGCAGAAUCAUAAAAUCAUGGUUCGAUGGCUUUCAAGAUUCUUUCAUUAUCUUGAUCGGUACUUCAUAGCUAGAAGGUCACUUCCACCACUCAAAGAAGUUGGUCUGACAUGCUUCCGAAACCUGGUGUACCAAGAGAUAAAUGGGAAAGUAAGGGAUGCUGUUAUAUCUCUGAUUGAUCAAGAGCGAGAAGGAGAGCAAAUAGAUCGAGCUUUAUUAAAGAACGUAUUGGAUAUUUUUGUUGAAAUUGGAAUGGGACAGAUGGAUUAUUAUGAAAAUGACUUUGAGGAAGCUAUGUUGAAGGAUACAGCUGCUUACUAUUCACGGAAGGCUUCUAUUUGGAUAUUAGACGAUUCAUGUCCGGACUAUAUGCUGAAAGCUGAGGAGUGCUUGAAACGAGAAAAGGACAGAGUUUCUAAUUAUCUUCAUUCAAGUAGUGAGGCAAAGUUACUUGAGAAAGUACAACAUGAGUUGUUGUCUGUGUAUGCCACCCAACUGCUCGAGAAGGAGCACUCAGGUUGUCAUGCAUUACUUAGGGAUGACAAGGUAGAGGAUUUGUCAAGGAUGUAUAGACUCUUCUCGAAAAUACCCCGAGGUCUGGAGCCUGUGGCUAAUAUAUUUAAGCAGCAUGUUACUGCUGAAGGGACGGCUUUGGUCAAACAAGCAGAAGAUGCUGCAAGCAACAAGAAGGCUGAUAAGAAAGAUGUUAUCGGGUUACAGGAACAGGUGUUUGUCAGAAAAGUAAUCGAGCUCCAUGACAAAUUCAUGGCGUAUGUGAACGAAUGCUUUUUAAAUCACACGCUUUUCCACAAGGCUCUUAAAGAAGCUUUCGAGAUUUUCUGCAACAAGGGUGUCGCUGGAAGUUCUAGUGCAGAACUUCUUGCCACCUUUUGUGAUAAUAUUCUCAAAAAAGGUGGUAGCGAAAAGUUGAGUGAUGAAGCUAUUGAGGAAACAUUGGAGAAGGUUGUAAAACUGCUUGCUUAUAUCAGCGACAAGGAUUUAUUUGCUGAGUUCUAUAGGAAAAAGCUUGCUCGACGCUUAUUAUUUGAUAAAAGUGCUAAUGAUGAGCAUGAAAGAAGUAUCCUGACAAAAUUGAAGCAGCAAUGUGGUGGACAAUUUACAUCGAAAAUGGAGGGGAUGGUCACGGAUUUGACACUAGCCAGGGAAAAUCAAACCAGCUUUGAGGAAUAUCUUGGCAAUAAUCCGAAUGCAAAUCCAGGGAUUGACUUGACAGUUACUGUGCUUACCACUGGUUUUUGGCCAAGUUACAAGUCUUUCGAUCUAAACCUCCCAGCCGAGAUGGUGAAGUGCGUUGAAGUAUUUAGAGAAUUCUACCAAACAAAAACAAAGCACAGGAAACUUACAUGGAUAUAUUCGUUGGGAACUUGUAACAUCAACGGGAAAUUCGAAGCAAAGACAAUAGAGCUUAUUGUGACAACAUAUCAGGCUGCUGCUUUGCUGCUGUUUAAUUCUUCGGAUAGGUUGAGCUAUCAGGAAAUAAUGACUCAAUUGAACCUAUCUGAUGACGAUGUUGUGAGACUGCUUCAUUCCCUUUCGUGUGCCAAAUAUAAAAUUUUGAAUAAGGAGCCAAGCACCAAAAUAAUUUCUCCAACUGAUGUUUUCGAAUUUAAUUCAAAGUUCACCGACAAGAUGAGAAGGAUCAAGAUACCUCUACCUCCUGUGGAUGAAAAGAAAAAGGUCAUUGAGGAUGUCGAUAAGGACAGGCGAUAUGCAAUCGAUGCUUCGAUUGUGCGUAUUAUGAAGAGUAGAAAAGUCUUGGGCUAUCAGCAGUUGGUCAUGGAGUGCGUUGAGCAAUUGGGCCGAAUGUUCAAGCCCGAUGUGAAAGCAAUCAAGAAGAGGAUUGAAGAUCUGAUCACUCGAGAUUAUCUGGAAAGAGACAAGGACAACCCGAACUUGUUCAAGUAUUUGGCGUGAGAUGUUUAUUCGACUUGUGUGGUAAUCCUAUUUUUAGUAGAUGCACUAGCCUGUGAAGUUCUUGUAUAUUUUGCCCUGAAAUCAGUCUAGUCAAGCAGCUCUGUGCAGUGUGGCAAAAUCCAGGCUCCUUGCAUUUUAUAUAUUUUUAUUUAUUUGGUGUUUUAUUUAUUUUGGAUCUUGCCCUUUAUUUAUAGAUUGCCCUUUUUUUUUUUUUAAUCAUUAUACUAAUUUUUAAUGUAAAAAUCCAGUAGAAAUUGUCUCCAGUUUACUGUUAACUUCCUUUUCUUUCCUUUUGA